AUGAACUCUUUAUAUGAGCUGGAUCCUCGGUGGAAGAAAUUGAUUCAUGACCCUAACAACUUCCUGGGCGGGCUUACCGUUGAAGAGUUUGUACAAGAGGUCGGUAGGGAUCGUGACCCUGUUGAUAGCACAGCAUGGAAUAAGAAGCUUGAUCCCAAGCCAUAUAUCCGUACGUUUGAGUCCAUAUUGAAAGAAUUGACCUCUCUACAAGAACGCAUGGAUAAUGAUAAGCAGAUGAUGGCAGACGCUGUCUCUAAGCAGGAACUGGCAUACUCUUCAAAGGUGUUGAAUUUAUCAUCUGGAUUGGGUAAGCUAGUCGAUAAUUAUAAUUAUCUGGAUAAUAAAUUAACAUCAAUCAAUCAAAUGGUGUCCCCUUUAAGUGAGAAGCUCCAGAAUUCGAUCAAAAAGAAGAAGAACUAUAUUAAGUCGAUAGAAUUGAUUAUACAGUACAAUACAUUCCUCAAGAAUGGUAAAUCUGAAUAUGUGGAUAAUAUGUUAAACUCCAAAAAGUUGGCCAAUAGACUAAACGCCGCUGUACUGAUAAAGAACCAAUUGUUACUAGCUCGCAAGAUAGAAACAAACUCUAUACCCGCAACAAAAAGUACCACAUCGACUAUUGAGAAGUAUGCUGAAGAGAUGGAAAACGAAAUGCUAACCAAAUUCAAUAAUGCUUACAGAGAAAACAAUUUCACACAAUUAAAUGAGAUCGCCCUAAUACUGAAUCAUUACAACGAUGGUAUAAACGUUAUUCAAAGUUUCAUAAAUCAACAUAACUUCUUUUUGGAUUCAGAUGAAGUUAACAAAUCUAUGACAGGUGAGUCACCAUAUUUAUCUGAGGAUGUGAGGGAUAAACUUAUGGAUCCAAACUAUCAUAUAAUAGUUUAUUCCCAAGAGUUGGUAGAUAUGCUCAAGAAUAUUGAAGAAGUAAUAAAGAAUGAGUCAAAGAUUGUUAAGAGGGUUUUUGAAGAUAGUGCAUCAUACGUAUUACAGUUGUUUAUUCAGAGAACUUUUGCUCAAAAGAUUGAGCCUCAACUGGAAUUUCUACUGAACUCGGCACUGUCAUUUUCGCACUUGGCUUAUGUUAGAACUUUGCAUUCUCUUUAUAGUCUGCUUGGGAAAUUUGUGAAAGAUCUAACGGAUUAUUUCCAAUUGUUAGAAGUUGAAAAUGAGGCUAAUUUGCAGGCAGCUUUGGAACAAUGCUACACGGAUUUCUUCUCGAGAUGGUUAUUUGACAGAUCAAAAUACUUUGAUAUUGAAAAAAGAAGCUUGGAAAUUAUUUUGAUAGAGAUGACAUCGAGAUUCAAUACACUGCAUGAAAAGGAUAUAAGGCAAAGACUACUAACAAAUAAAUUCAAAGCAUCUACCAAUGACUCUCCAGAAACGAGAAUUAAUGAAUUAUCUACAACUAAUACGGCCAAUAGUAAAUUGUCACAGAUAACAACAUUUAUGAAAUCCCGUAUUGAUAAGGAUAUACUUCCCGUAUCGAGAUCUAGAUCUGUCAAAGAAAAUGAAAAUGGAUCACCUAUUGACCAUGCUGGUGAUGAUGGUUAUAACUUAGAAACUGUUGAUGCAAUUAUUAAAUGUAUUGUGGAAGCUAUUGCUAGAGUUAUGGAACUGAUUCCAAACAAAGCAACAUCAUGUAUUUAUGAAAUUUUAGAACUAGCUUCAAUGGGUAUUAUAGGCUCAUAUGUCAAGAAUGCACUCGAGGUUGCAUAUUGUUCAAUCUCUAAACCUGAACAAAACAAGGUCGAUGAGAUUGACUUGUCAAGCAUGAAGUAUAUUUCAAUUACUACUGAAAUUCUGAGCUUAUUAUCAACUUUAAUAAAAUCUGUUUGUUUACCCCUCCUGAGUAAUUAUCCCGACGUUAAGAAGAAGGUCAUAAUAGCAACUAAUUCACAAGUAAAGAACUGUGAAGUAAUGAUUAAUCUCAUUAUGGAGGAGGUAUUCCAACAAUUUUCAAACAAAUUUAUAGCAUCAUUAUCAAAGCAAAAGCGGAAGGACUUUUUACCAAAGUCAUUAGACUUAUUAGAUCAAGAUACACAGCCAGCUGUAGAAAUUGUGAACUUAUUAAAUAGCACGUAUUCACAGGUAUCACAGCAUUUGAAGUCUCAAAAUUUGACAACAUUCCUGUCAACAAUUGGAGAGGAUCUUUAUAGAUUGUUACUUGAUCAUUAUGGGAAAUUUCAGGUAAAUUCCACUGGUGGUAUUAUUGUUACAAAGGACAUCAUCGGGUAUCAAACUACGGUAGAUGAUUGGGAUAUUCCAGAUUUGUCGGAGAAGUUUGCCACACUUAGAGAACUGGCAAAUUUGUUCACAGUUCAACCCGACCUUCUGGAUUCACUUACGAAAGAAGGCCAUUUGGCGCACAUGAGCAGAGGCAUAAUACAAACUUAUAUUGCGAAUCGUGAGGACUUUAACCAGGAUAAUUUUAUGAGUAAUAUGAAACAAAGUCUGAGACAGUACACAUAG
Molecule: messenger RNA, 2469 nt
Organism: Nakaseomyces glabratus
Lineage: Eukaryota; Fungi; Ascomycota; Saccharomycetes; Saccharomycetales; Saccharomycetaceae
Gene: SEC10
Product: exocyst subunit SEC10
Biological process (GO): Golgi to plasma membrane transport; exocytosis
Cellular component (GO): exocyst; cytoplasm
Source: RefSeq, a predicted model, not a curated record